Bursaphelenchus xylophilus (pine wood nematode) is the source of this 5302-nucleotide messenger RNA. Lineage: Eukaryota; Metazoa; Nematoda; Chromadorea; Rhabditida; Aphelenchoididae. The record is from the annotation of a GenBank genome assembly.
AUGGUAAGUUGUUUGCAUUAUAUUGUAUACAUCAUGACUUUGGAAAAUGAAUGGAAUGGACGGUGAAACAACUGGAAAUUUGGGAUGAAAAUAUCAGCAAUGAUAUCAGUCUUGAAUUCGUUCCGGUUUCACCGUCACAGCCCAUUUCUUGACGACCCAACACUCUUUCCAAGGGAAUUACAAGCGAUUAUUCCAGGCGGCGAUGCAACAUUGGAUGGAGCGAACAUGUCUCACAUUUCAAAGAUACGAUCCGCUAAGACAUUCUGAUUACAUUCUUUUCACUCCGGACAAGUGUGGGUAAGUCUUUCUAUUCUAUGAACUUUUUGAUAUUUUAUUUUAUAUGUACUGACGUUAGGAUCCAAAUUUUGAUGUAAUUUUUGCAGCUGCUGCUCUCAUGUUGGCCGGAAAGGAGGAGGAGCUCAGAUCAUAUCGAUUGGCGAGAGGUGUGACAAAUUGGGAAUUGUAGUUCAUGAGAUUGGCCACGUUGUUGGGUUUUGGCAUGAGCACACGAGGCCGGAUCGGGAUGAAUUCGUGGAUGUUGUUAGAGAAAAUAUACUGAAAGGUGAGAGUAAUAAAGAUGUUUUUAAUGGCUUCAAUACAUCUGCAAAUGGGUACUGGAUCCGUUUGAUUCAAAGGGGCGGCUUUUUAUAUUUCUAGACAUCGGCGAUGACUAUUCUUUGUAGGAUUUUUCUAUUCUUUUUACUUCUUUAUCUUCCAGGCCAGGACUACAACUUUGACAAGGCCAAGUCUAACGAGAUCGACUCCCUUCACGAGACCUAUGAUUACCAUUCCAUUAUGCAUUACGCUCGGGACACCUUCUCCAAACAGAAAGGGCUUGAUACGAUAAGGCCUAAGGGAAUUUACAGCAACCAAAUGGCACCAUUUAUCGGACAACGGCUUGAAUUGAGCAGAGGAGACAUCAGACAGACUAACAAAUUAUAUCAUUGUCCUAGUAGGCUGAUUUUUUUGUAUAUCUUAUCUAGUGUAAUAUUUUUUUAUUCUAGAAUAAUUUAAAGGUACGGUCAAGCUGACAUUUUUGUAUUUUAGGAUGUUUCCAGACGUUUGCCUCAUCAACCGGCCGAUUAUACACUGAUGGGGAUUGUGCUGACUUUGUUUGGCGAAUAAUUUCUUCUGAAGGUCAAAAUAUUCGAAUUAACCUAACUCUAUCCAAAAUAUUCUCAAAUUCAACCGAAGACUGCGAUCAUAACACAACUGAGUUGCUGAGAAUUCGGGAUGGGGGAAGUUUGAAGUCAUCUGUGGUGAAGGAGUACUGUAAUUCGAAAGGUGACGUCACUUUUACUUCUUACAAUUCAAAGAUGAUACUCGAACUAAGGUCGCAGAAAACACCUGGAAAAGUCUUGAUUGGGAAGUUUACAGGUAAGUUUUUUCUACAUUACAUCUAUUUAAUCACUAAUAAUUGUAAUUUUGAUAUUACUUUAGUUGACUGUGGAGGUCUAAUUGAAGGCUCCCGAGGUCUCUUGGAGUCUCCAAAUUGGCCAAACCCGUACUCAGAGGGCUUAAAUUGCCUCUGGGUGAUAAGGGUACCAGCUGGGUAUCGAGUGGCUGUCAGAUUCAGCUAUUUUCAAGUGAGUUCACAUCACCUACUACAAUAUAAUUUCUUCAGUUGGAAUCGCAAAAGGACUGUCUCUAUGAUCGCUUGGAUAUCUACGAGACACAUUUGAAUAAAACCGAGGUGUUGGCGACUCUUUGUGGGACCUCUUUUCCUGACACAAUCGCGACUAAAAACUCGAAUGAGGUGAUCAUUAAGUUUUCGAGUGAUCAGUCGAUUCAAAAAAACGGGUUUCAGCUGGAAUAUUUGAAAGGUAACGUUUCAUAAUAUGGAAGUAAAAAAAUCAUGUGAAAAUUUUGACAAUUUAAAAAUUUCUUAUAUUAUUUUAGACUAAAUUUAUAUUAUUUUACCUUCAGAGAUCGAUGAAUGUCUCUCCGGAGCGAAUAAAUGCGAGCAGAAGUGUAAAAAUGAGAUUGGCGGGUACACAUGUGAAUGCUACAUGGGCUACAGACUAAAUGAAGAUGGAUUUAGUUGUGUGGAGACCUGUGGAGGGGUCAUUUCAUCGCCUAAGGGGAUUAUUACAAGUCCGAAUUGGCCCGAAGAUUACGACGCUGACUCGAGUUGUAUUUGGAAAUUGGAAGCGCCGGAGAAUCAUCAGGUUUGAAGCAAAAAAAUUGUGUAGAUAUUUUCUCUGGCCGUCUCUCCGGGUUUUCAUUGUCUCUCGCCAAAAAAUAUUUAUUGAAAAUCUCCGAUGCUUCUCUUAAUUAAGAGCUGAAAUUUCAAACAAACGAAAUAAUGACUGUUUGAAUAAUUACUCUAAAAUUUGAAGGAGUUAGGUGGCGUUACCUUCGAGCGUUGAACCUUUUAAUCUGAUGAUGACAUUUAUUUGCAGCGGAAGUACUCCAAGUGCGACGCUCAGAUUUUGAUGAAACUUGGCACAAAUUUAGAAUAAUUUUUUCUAAGGUAUAUGCGAGAAUCCUAGCUCGCGCUUUGCAGAAACAACCGAGAUUUUUAGAUCGAAAGUCGGCGAAAACUUAGGACUUUUUGCCGAAUUUCGGCACGAAAAGUUUCAUGCCUAUUUCAACUGUAAAAUAUAAUGGUUCUACAAAAAAUCAAAAUUUUCCGCCCGAAACUGCCAAAGUUAUAGCCAAAAAGCGCUUUUCUCUCUGACCGCUCUCCACGUUUAGCGUGCUCUCUCUGCUGCAAAAAUCGUUCGAUAUCUCGGCGACGUCCGCAAAGCGCAAGCUAAAACUUUCAGGAAUUGAUAUUUAGUCCAUACCCGAAGUGUGUGCAAAAUUUAAGGAAAAUCUGAGCAUCGCACUUGGAGUACAGGGUGGGCCACUCGAAACUCCCAACCUCUUUUCAAGGGUUUCUCCGCCAAUAAUGCACCAAUUUCUAUAAAAUUUAUAUCAAAUUGAAGCUGAGACACCCCAUUUCUUGUCCACCAAAUAUGGCCCGUCUAACUUCACGGAAGCACCCGUACUGACCUUUUACAUUUUCAUUCCAAAUUUUGGAGCCCGAAAUCGGUGAAACUUAGAAAAUUUUUGGAAUGAUUUUCAAUUGAGUUUCUCGGACUUAGAAAAUUUUCGGAUUUCUUGCUAGAAAAAAGUCGCCAAAUUCGUGGAAAAAAGUUUUAAGAAAUUAAAGUUUAUGUCCGUACCAAGCGUGUUAAACCCAUAUUUCAAUCAGGCGAGGUACCAAUUUGGGCGAAUGAGAACGAAAGCUGUUUUCUUGUGCAAUCUAAGCCUGGAAAGUUUCUAUGCAUCUUCGGGGUGGAUGUCGUCAUGCAUGUCGACAGUUUCGUCCAUUUUUUAACAUUUUGAAAAAUUUCGAAUAAUUAAGCCUGUCGCCCCAGAUCACGAAAGCAACGCCUUGAAGAAUAAUUUUGUCUAUUCCGUUGACUACCAUCAUUUUUUUCUAUUGCUUAUAAGACUUUUAUUUAGCCAAAGGCGCGAACAUUUUCCAAUUCCAAGAAACUCAACUGGAUAUCAUUCCAAAAAUUUUCUAAGUUUCACCGAUUUCGGGCUCAAAAAUUUGGAAUGAAAAUGUAAAAGGUCAGUACGGGUGCUUCCGUGAAGUUAGACGGGCCAUAUUUGGUGGACAAGAAAUGGGGUGUCUCAGCUUCAAUUUGAUAUAAAUUUUAUAGAAAUUGGUGCAUUAUUGGCGGAGAAACACUUGAAAAGAUGUUGGGAGUUUCGAGUGGCCCACCCUGUACUUCCCCUGUUAGUACAAUAUAAAAAUUUGUUUUGCUGGAUGAAUAAAACUGAUUUUGGUCUAAACAAUGUUUGCAAUAUAUUUUUAUAUAUUUUUUUUUUAAAUAAUUUUGAAUAUUUCCAGAUCUUCCUGACCAUCCACAACUACUCCAUCGAGGGGCUGAACUCGGAAUGUUCCUAUGAUUUCCUCAAAAUAAGUCGCAUCGACAUCGCCCCUCAAAAUGAGACAUUUAUAAAGUUGUGUGGCGAGGAAUCGGAUGUUCUCUCUUUUCGCUCGGCUUCCAACUCUCUGCUACUAGAAUUUAAUUCCGAUUCUUCGAUGCAAAAAACGGGAUUUUUUGCAAAUUACGUCUUUGACUUGGAUGAAUGUAAAAUUACAUCUACUUGUUCACAUAUUUGUGAGAAUACGAUCGACUCAUAUGUUUGCACAUGCCCUGAAGGGAUGGUUCUGAGCGAGGAUACUGUAACAUGCAGAGAAGAAAAGUGUACGGUGCAGAUCAAUGAGGCCAAUGGGUUGAUUAGUAGUGUAAAAAUGGAGGAGAAGAAGAGCAAUGAGUGCUUCUAUCAUCUGAUUACAACUCCCGGACAUCAGUUAGUGCUGGUAAGUGAUACUUGAUAAAUCUUUUAACUGUUAUUUUAUUAAACUUCGCCAUCUUAAAAAGAAUUAUUAAUCAAAAUAAUUUUAAUAGCAAUUUUUUAUGAUUACAAUUUUAGCCAUUGAUAAAUAUUAAUUACUCCAUAAAUAGUUGUAAAAUGCUUUCCAGACCUUCCAAGACUUCCAUUUCGACUCCUCUUGUCUUAAAGACCAUAUUGAUGUAUACGAUGGAGCUGAUCUUACCUCAUCAAAUUUGAUCGGAAAAUUGUGUGGGGGCAUUCUCCCUCCGACAGUAACAUCGUCUGGAAACGAACUUUUAUUGGCAGUAUACUUGAAUAAUUUUGGGGAAGCGAAAGGAUUCAACGCCUCCUUUAAAUCUGGUAAGUCCUUUCAGGGGGUAAUGAUACUAUUGCCGUGCUCAAUUUACCUCUGAAAUAUUCCUGGGAUUUUUAGCUCAAUAUUUGCGAAAAGAUCAACAGGAUUUUUUAUAUCUGUAAAUUGUGUUUUCUUUUCUCAAAAACUGCGUCUUCAGAAUGUGGGGGCCAGAUUUCGGUGGAGCGUUCGCCCGGCUACAUCUACUCCCACACCGGAUUCGGGGACUCCAAAUAUUUCCCGUCGAUGGAUUGUCGUUGGGAACUCUCAAAAUCCCCGAAUCUCAACUCCGGAACUACCGUAAUCCGAUUACUUUUCAAACAUUUCCUCCUGGAAUCGGAUGAGAACUGUGAUUAUGAUUAUGUGCAAGUUUCCGAACGAGAGGAUUACGGUGAUUGGACUACGAAGUCGAGGUUUUGUGGGAGGACUCCGAUUCGACCAGUGUUUUCGACCAAAAAACAUCUAAUGUUGAGGUUUGUUUCGGACAGAACCUUCGAAGACAAAGGCUUUAUCAUCGAAUACAGUAUGAUCGACCUCAGUGAUGACGUCAUUACUACCUUAAAUACGACUGAAGAUAGCGAGAGGGCCAAGAAUUUGGUGGUUUACGAAUAA